AUGCAGGCAUACCCUGCCCCUCUAGCCACCUUGCAGACUCCUGCCACUUCUAGUGUAGCCUUGCUGGGCUGGAAAGCCCAGAGGAAGCGUAAACACGCGAGUGUCCCUCUUCACACCAAGGAGACCCCCGGUUUGACCGACACGCCUCAGGCUGUCUAUGAUGGCGAGCAACAACUAUGCAACGGUGCCACUGGCUGGGCAAAAGCGACCAGAAAUUGGAAACAGACGAGGGGCCAAGAUAUGCUGUCUGAUUUGGAUAAAAGUGAGGAGGAGGGAUCAGACGUGCCAUACUCAGAUCCUUAUGAGGACGAAAUUUCUGAAGACGAGGACCUUGCAAUUUGCAAUUUGCAUCCACAACGGCCAAAGCUACCCAAACGUCUGCGCUGUCAGACGUAA
This is a messenger RNA of Pelobates cultripes (western spadefoot toad), 396 nucleotides long. Lineage: Eukaryota; Metazoa; Chordata; Amphibia; Anura; Pelobatidae. The record is from the annotation of a GenBank genome assembly.